AUGGAAGAGAUGAAACCCCCUCAGUGUGAGACACCAUGGAAGGUAAAACGGAGCGAAAGCUGUGGAGACGUCCACAUGGAAGGAUUCACAGAAGAGGCAGAAGAAACAUAUACAGUUGAACUGGAAGGAGUUGUCUCUCCCAUGAAUGGAAGCCCACUUCACGACGUCACAGUUGUAACAGAAGGGGAUACUCCCCAAAGAACCGAUCGGAUGGACACAAACGAUUCGAAUGAAAAAAAUGAAGAAACAAAAAAUAGCAUCCCUUAUAAUCCAAACGGAGGAAAUGGUAACGGUUUUUUCGAUUUAAAUGAAGUGCUUAUCGAAAAGAGAAACGCACCUCAUGGGGUAGUUCACUUGGGGGAGGAAGCUCCUCCAAAUGGACUACAUAAGGGAGAUCCCUGCAGGGGAGUAAAACGGUGGUGCAGUUUGGGCGGAAGAGAGAUCGUAUGGAAUGACUUUUAUACAAAGGGUGUCUUCACUCCUGGCAAAGAAAAUUCUUACGGCGGGGAAAUUACACCAAGCGUAUGUACAGGCAGUCACACAGAUCAACGUCCUCAUCCAAGUGAGUCGAAGGAAAACGUAAAAGGGACUCCAUCGAAUGAAGAAGUUAACAAGGGGAAAAUACCUCCACACAGAAAUGCAUCCUACGCCUAUAUGAAAGACGAAACGGAGUCUCCAAGAUUGAAUUGCCCAUCAUGUGAGGACAACUAUUCUGACGUAGUAACUAGCCAUGUGGAAUCGCUCAAACGGUGCGCAUCCCACAACAAUUGUGAAGAACAGAACCAAACGGGUUCUAAAUCGUUCGAUAGAUGUAGCGAGGGGGAAUCAAGACAGAUGUGCAGCAUUUUCAGUAGGAGCGUGUCCUGUUCCAUGGACCAGGGGAAGGCAAGCACGUCGGACAAUUUAAUCACAACCAUGUCGUCGUGCUUGUCCGAGGUUGACUUAGAAAUAGACAUGGCAAAUAUGAAAAGGGAGUGGUCCACGCAGGAUGGCUCCAAGGAUAGGACGUUCACCCUGCAGGGGGGCGAGGCGGAGGCGACGUGCAGUGAGAUAAUGGAUCGUGGACUUCUCUCCGGUGAGCCGAACGACGAGGAGGAAGAUUUUAAAGACGCACUGGAGUACGAACUGGAACACGAGCUGCAGAGGGAGAUCAGGGAGGAGGAGCGGCAACUCGAGAGAGAGCUGGAAGUGGAGCUGGAAACGGACGUAAAAUUGGACAAGGUGUCGUAUGUAAAGGUAAACGUUGAUCCAUACGUAGAUCCCGAUGUUGUGCAGCUACAUGCAGCUUCUUCCUGCGCAUCCGGCGGGGGGAAUCUGAACCACGAGGGGGCCUCGGCAUCCGCGAAGGAGAAAGUUAGAAACGGUUCGAAUUGCACGCUGAAGGAGCAGUAUGAAUCCAUGUCUUAUGUGGAAGGCCAACCCGGAUUGCCCCCCCAAUGGCAAGAGGGCAACGCAGUGAAGAUGCACCCGAACAACACAUGGAACCAUUCGACUAGCACAAAAAAAGGGAACCAAGAAAUAAAAACAGCGUGUAAAAACUCACUCAGUGGCAAGAAAAGAGAACUGGUCGGAGAUAUUACGGUGGAAGAAGACACGAUGAGAAAACGUGUAGCUGUAUCUGGGAUCUCCACGAAGAGAAGCACUCCAUGCAAGUUCCAACUGAGAAAAAAAAAGUCCACUAGUAAAAUGAAGAAAGUGUACUCUUCUGCCAACCCAGAAAAAAAGAAGAGCAGAAUUGUGAGGCUUCAAAAAUGUGUGCUCAGUGAAGGGUUAAGGAACAGUCGGAGUGGACCUGCAAAAGGAGGGACCCCCAAAAGUGGGAUCGCUACAAAGGGGAUUCCCGUUAUCGGGACCGUCAGCAGCGUCAAGCCUCAUCCCCUUGGCAAACAUUUAGAAGCGCUUCACCGAAAAGACAGGGACGGAACGAACGGCAUAGGCUCCAUUAUCGACUGCACGAGUAGGAAGGGGAUACCCAAAACGAAGACGAAGAUGUCCUGCGACAGGAAGAAGUGUUUAUCGAAGAGACACACCAUAUCGGAGCUCCGUCCUGUAGGAGGCGGCAAUAUCAUCAGUGACAUUGGCGGUAAUACCCAUGCGAAGGCUCUGCCGGAUCUGAGGGCGACAAAAACAAGCAGCAAAAUUCACAGUGCAAAAUCAGCAGGGGCAAAGAGCAUUCUACUGCAUCUACCUGACACUAGGAUGAUUGUGGAGAAGCUCCGUGAUUUUGGAAAGAGACACACAAUUUCUAACGCGACAACCGAUCGGAGGAGUCGUGAAGGUAUACAGACACACUCGGUGAAGUCAAGGUACGGUGGGGACUGUCUCCCCAAGGGGGGCGUAAGGGGAAUGCAGGUGAUCCCCGCCUCGAGGGGCACUGUCGGAAUGAUUAGCCUGAAGGAUGACAUGAAGGCGGGCAAUGGCAUCCGUAGCAGUGUCGGCGGAGUGUUGACCACACAGGUAGCCAAGUGGAACGGAAGACAUGUAGAAACGAAAGCUCGAAGGAACCACAACCAGGUGCACAGAACCUGUUCGGAGGAGCGGAACCAAAAGGAGCUAAUAAAGAACCAUGUGGAUAAAGAAUUUAAGGGCAAGGAAAAAAGCACUUUUGUCAAAUUGCACCGAGGUGGUGAAUCCCCCACGGAGGAGCCGACCACCAUAGACAAGGACAGCCUCCUCCAACGAUUCAACAAAACAGGGCUUUAUGCAAAUGGGGAAAAAGCACAUGUGGACCACGGGUUAGGUAGCGAAGAUGAAAUUCCCACAGCGGCUGAGAGGAAGGAAAGAGUUUUGCUGAAGAAGGAUUUUCCCCAAAUGUGGGAGAGAGGUGAACUGGACAAACACAGGGCAGGUGAAAGGGUGCAAGGUUACCAAGAUGUGCUGCUACACUGCUUAGUAGGAAAGGAUGACCCUUCACAUUAUAGAAGCGCCGUGAGUGAAAAAAUGCCCGAGCGGGUAAAGGGAAGAAGCACUAGGACGGUGGAAAUUCCUUUAGGGAAGGACUACUCGAAGGAUAAGUCGGUUUUGAGGACAGACCCUCAUAUGGUGGUAACACCGAGACAAUUAAGGAUCAGUGGGAAGAAGCGCCCGGAAGAGACACCAACGGGUAGAAGGAAAGAAAAUGGAAGGACAAGAAUCUCAAGUGAUGAGUUGGUACUGAAUAGAUUUUUGGCUAAAAUGGGGGGGAACAUCCCUGCAAGAGUGCCUAAACGGGAGAGCAUAAAGAAGGGAGGCUCCAAAAGUAUCCAACCGAACAAGGUAAACGCUCACGUGGAAAGGAGAGCCAAUGUGAUAAAGCAAAAGAGUUCCCUGUGUAGGAGUGUGGUGGGUAGCCAAAGAGGAAACAACGCGAAGGAGGGAGAAAAGGAGCGAAAAAAAGAAGAGACGAAGAAAACAAAGAAGAAUGAAAGCAGGAGAACGAAAGACGGGGUAAUCAAACGAGGAGGUGCUCACGUAGGGGGAGACAGAGAAAAGUAUCCAAACGGGGUGACCCCUAGCAGAGUCGAACUGCGCGAAGGGAAAAAGGACAGCUACCUGGAGAAGCGAAAAACUUAUGUGUUCUUUCUUAAGAAGGGCCUGAAAGGAAAACUGGAAAAAAUGAACCAAAAGGCAGAAGCAGAAAAACAUAGGAAGAAAGUGGAGGGCAUUUUGCAGAAGCGAACAGAAAUGAGUAAAAGCCCCACCGAUGCUAAUAGAUCGAAGAAGACACUAGAAGGAGAAAACCCAAGAGAGGAGGAACAAAAAAAAUUAUAUGAAAAAGUGUACCCAGGGGAACCACAGGACGUGCCCCCAUUGGAAUCAAAGAACCUGCAUGGGCAGAUGACAACGUGUAGAUACACCCCUCACGUCAAUGAAAAAGGAAAAGAAGUUUCUUUCCACAGUGAGAACAACGGUCUUAUGAAUGGAAGUUGCCACCAAUCAGUCAGGGACAUCGGGGUGGAAGUUCGAUCUGAAGUCACAUCUCCUAGGGGGAACAUUAAUCUGUCCGAUGAGAGGAAGGUGGUACACUUUAGCCACUUGGACUCGAAGAAUGGAAGGAGCAAUCAUUCCUUGGGGAUACCCAGCGUGGCUGUAAGUUGGAAGGACACUUCUAAUUUUCAUCGCAAUGGGAACGAUGGUGAAAUGGGGCAUGAUAUCAGACCCUCCUCCCCAUCGAAUGCACAGAAAGGGGGGGUACAAGCUCCAGAUGUAUCCUUCACGGGGCGGGGAAAGGAUGUUCCCAUUGGAGGAAACAUAACACAGGGUUAUUCCCCAAGGGGUCCGUACCAAAUAGGUUCUGUAAAAACUGCCAGGGAAGGGGACCUAGAAUCCUUUUCGAGGAGAACGCCAACAGGAGACACGCGUUACGCAGAUAAGGUGAACCUUGAGAGGUCAAUGGAAGGAGAAAAAGUUUCGACCAACCGGGUUGCUUGUAUGUCUUCAUAUUGGGACAAUCCAAAUGAUGAGGGAUCCCACACACCCGUUGCAUGGAGACCGAUGCUGCACAGGCGGAUGGUAGGUGGUGCAUCUAAGGGGGAACGAACAACCCCCAUGGAGACGGAUCCAAUGAUAGCAAGUAGGACUGACACGAAUGUCGCAGGUGAAAGCGCCACCGGGGGAAAAAAACGAACUGAUGGAAACGCAAAAAGGGGAACAGAAGGAGAAAAGUACAACCAAAACGAACCCACCAAUUUUACACAACACCAAGUCGGUACUAGAAGAUGCAGCAACGAUAGGACAGUGAAUGCACAUGGGAAUAUAAAGCAGGAAUUUUUGUCGCAUGCCAAGGAGAAGAUGAAGCGCCUUCUUAACUUGAACGAUGAAAUGCAAAGGAGUGGUGAGAAGAACGUUCUCCAGGUUAACUCAAACAUGGGAAGCCCUUCCAUGUGGUGGUCACACCUAGAACAGGGCACUAACACGUACCUGCAGGACGGCCAACGAAAGAAAAAACAAAGUGGUAACCCAUGUUUGAAUUUAAAAGGGGAUGAGAUGAAGAAAGUUUUUCGUUCCGCCCCUCACUUGGUUCACUUGGAUCCAUCCAAGGUUGCAUCCAAUAUGGCGAUGUCUGCCUUAAGCCCAAGAGACAUCACUCCAGGGGGUGUCAGUCCCACUGUGAAAGCAGCACAGAUUGUACCCUGCAAUGUAGUCCAGAAGGAGGAGGCGCACACGGCAAGUCCGUUCAGCGGUCACAAUAAUUACCCAAUAGCCAAAGGGAUGAAUCCAAAUGGUCCCACUCUUAGAGCGUAUCAAUUACCAAACACGAAACCUUACGGGGCUCAAAAUGUAUUCGUCAGAUGCAACGAACAGAAGGUGGCCUACCCAAUGGGUGAUGCAUCUGGAAGGAGGAGCCAACUAGAGAAGAGCAAAAAUGACCAAAACAGAGUGAACCGCAACGAUGCGUAUGCUCAAGUGUUGGGAACUACCUACCAAGGGGGGACAAAUAGGACCUACAUGUCUUUGCACGGACCAAUUGGCUACACAAAUCCAGGGCAGACAAAGAACAACUUGAUCUCAGGAGAAAAGAAAAAGAAUUCUAACUUUAGCAUUCUGUGGUGGAAGACUUAG
Molecule: messenger RNA, 5541 nt
Organism: Plasmodium coatneyi
Lineage: Eukaryota; Apicomplexa; Aconoidasida; Haemosporida; Plasmodiidae
Product: Protein kinase
Exons: 1
Coding region: 1-5541 (1846 amino acids)
Source: RefSeq, a predicted model, not a curated record